Messenger RNA from Aegilops tauschii subsp. strangulata, 750 nucleotides. Lineage: Eukaryota; Viridiplantae; Streptophyta; Magnoliopsida; Poales; Poaceae. The record is from RefSeq and is a predicted model, not a curated record.
AUGCCCCUUGGUGGGGUCACCACGAGGUCCAAGGUCACCCCCUCGAAGAAGCCACCGGCAGGGGUCCCGACGAAGAGCAGGUCGACGUUGAUCUCCCGAGGCGGUGCUCCUGCCCUGACGGCGGCCAGUGCCGCCGGGGGCCCAACUGCUGCCCCCUCGUCCGCUCCUGAGAUCCAUGCACCCUCAUCCCAGGCUGCGAAGCCUUCGGGCUUCACGCUCCAGAAGAGGCCGAGGGACUACGCCGCCGUGGACCAGCCGACGCCGGUGGCGAAGAAGAAGAAAGAGGGAGCGCCUACGCCUUCUGGGACACUGCAGCCCAUCGCAGCCGCGCCUCCUCCGGUGCGGAAGGGUAGCGACGGCGCCCAUGCUUCUCCAGCUCGGUCAUCCUCGCGAGGCCCAGUAGACUGGCCUCAGGAGAAGGCGACCUCCACAGCCAAGGCGGCUCCGGAGGCGCCUAUCCCCAGCUCGCCCGCCGAUGUUCCAAGGGUUCAGGAGCCCCCGGUUUCUUCUUCUACCGCCACUAGCGCACAGGCCACGACGACGACGCUGCCUCCUCCUCUUCUCAUCAUGCCGCUGGCCCGCGAUCCUUCUACUUCGCAUGACGCCCUGGAGGAGGCUUUUUCUGCACUGACCCGGCUUCGGGGCGACCUCCAAGGCCCCAACCGCCGCCUGGCGUCAGGACACUUGGAGCUGAUUUCGGGGUGGCUGCGUUCUGAUGCGUCCAUCCGGGCGGCAUGGAGCCACCCGUAA